Sipha flava (yellow sugarcane aphid) is the source of this 1515-nucleotide messenger RNA. RefSeq names its product myotilin-like. NCBI's taxonomy places the organism in Eukaryota, Metazoa, Arthropoda, Insecta, Hemiptera, Aphididae. Bases 374 to 1315 code for a protein of 313 amino acids. Gene Ontology annotation, biological process: synapse organization. Gene Ontology annotation, cellular component: neuron projection membrane. The transcript is spliced from 7 exons. The record is from RefSeq and is a predicted model, not a curated record.
GUCUGCUACGCUAGUAUACAGCGUAGCCUAUGGUAGCGUCGAAUGAAUCAUUAACACGCACCGACACACAGUAGGCUAGGGAAAUGACUGCUCCGCAGACCAUGGUAAUGCUCCGUCGGUAAGAUUAUGGGACCGGUAGUUGUAUCGACGAUGUGAACUCGGCGUACUCCGAAAUGGAUGUCGAGCGGGCACUUUACACGAUGGUGGCUCGUUUGGCUCGGACGGCGAUAGCUCACUGGAUCGAUGGUGACGGCUCCUGAACUCCUCGGACGGUACGGAAAGUUGCAUGGUUUCUGCUACGGUCAAUGACGAAGGUCCACACAGCUACUGUUGAGCAUCAAGGGAAAGGUCUGAUACCGGUAUAACAGUAUAUAUGUAUAAUACAUGGAAAACUUUAAAUGAUUGCGGUCCUUUGGCAGUGAUGGAAUUGGUUCCUCUGUUAGCUGUGAUUCUUUUAUACGCCGUCGUAGUUAACAAAGCUACGUUUGAAAAUGAUGGAAAUCUCGAGGCGUUACUCAAUCAUGUUUUAUGGGAACCAACCACGAGCAGUACGCCGACAACAGAAGAAGAAAAAGUUGUACCAUUUUUCGAUGAAACAGCUCCUUAUGUCAACUUAACUGUCCAAAUUGGAGCAAAUGUUGAUUUGCAUUGCAAAGUGAAUCAUUUAAACGAAAAAACGGUAUCGUGGGUCCGAAGAGCCGGUGAAAAAAUGCAACUACUUUCGUUCGGUCACCAUGUGUACAGUACAGACCAACGUUAUGAACUUCUGUUCAAGGAUCCAAAUGACUGGCAACUACGUAUAUCCUAUUUGAACGAAAGAGACGCUGGCCAUUAUGAAUGUCAAGUAUCAACCCAUCCACCAAUUACUUUCAGCGUAUAUCUAACUAUCAUAGUGCCUCAACUGGAAAUAACAGAUGAAAGAGGCGUUCAAGUGAAAGAUAAAUUUUACUAUGUGGGUAGCACUAUAGAACUCAAAUGCUAUAUAACCAAAGUACCUCAACCCAGUCAAUUCAUUGUAUGGCGUCACGAGUCGACAAGCCUAAAUUAUGACACUAGCCGAGGAGGAAUCAGCGUGAAGACCGACAUACUGUCUAAUGGAGCAAAGAGCAGACUUUUCGUAGCCAAUGCCCAGACUUCCGAUUCUGGGAAGUAUACCUGUUCACUAACUGAUAUUGCAAGCACGUCAGUUACCGUACACGUCCUAAACGGAGAAACUCCAGCUGCCAUGCAACACGGUGGCAGCAAUCGGUGUGGCAGAUUACAUUCGCUGUGGGUAAUGAUCACAUUUGCAUGGAUACUGUUUCGAUUAAGUUGACAUAAUUAAUACGCGAACAUAAACAGUGUUCCAUGCCGAUAUGUAACUUAUGAUAAUUAACUAUUGUUAUAACUUCUAUAAUCAUGUGAAACGGGGAAGAAAAAAAUCAAACAUGGCGUUAAUCCGUCGCAGUCAAAUAUAAAUACUGAAUGGAAAAUAUUUAAAUGUAACUAUAAUAUACAUGUAUAUAUUAUAUUUAA